AAAGAGCUUAUGAAUAUGAUAAUAGACCAUGAGUACUUAAAAUCAAGUCUUCAAAAUUUGUCCCUCUCCUUUCUCUGACAGGGGCGAAGUCAAUUGGUCACAUCUGAAGCUAUUGAACGCAAAUAUGUCGGAGAAACUGCCAUUCAAAGUCGCUGACAUCAGUCUGGCCGACUGGGGACGCAAGGCCAUCACCAUCGCCGAGAACGAGAUGCCCGGCCUCAUGAAGAUGAGGGAGCUUAACGGGCCGACGAAGCCGUUGAAGGGAGCCCGCAUCGCCGGCUGCCUCCAUAUGACACUGCAGACGGCUGUCCUGAUUGAGACCCUCCAGGCCCUGGGAGCAGAGGUCCAAUGGUCCAGCUGUAACAUCUUCUCCACCCAGGAUCAUGCUGCAGCUGCCAUUGCGAAGGCUGGCAUUCCAGUGUACGCAUGGAAAGGGGAAACGGACGAGGAGUACAUCUGGUGCAUAGAACAGACCCUCUACUUCAAGGAUGGCCAGCCCCUCAACAUGAUCCUGGAUGAUGGUGGGGAUCUCACCAAUCUGGUGCACCAGAAGUACCCCAAACUGCUGGCAGGGAUCAAGGGGAUUUCUGAAGAGACCACGACUGGAGUGCACAAUUUGUACAAGAUGCUGAAGAGCGGAGAGCUUAAGGUGCCUGCUAUCAAUGUCAACGACUCUGUCACCAAGAGCAAGUUUGACAACCUGUACGGUUGCAGAGAAUCUCUCAUCGACGGCAUCAAGCGGGCCACAGAUGUGAUGAUCGCCGGCAAGGUGGCCGUCGUGGCCGGCUACGGGGAUGUGGGCAAGGGCUGCGUCCAGGCUUUGCGCGGGUUCGGUGCACGUGUCAUAGUGACGGAGAUCGACCCUAUAAAUGCGCUGCAGGCUGCCAUGGAAGGGUAUGAGGUCACUACCAUGGACGAGGCCUGCAAGGAGGGAAACAUCUUUGUUACCACCACAGGCUGUGAAGACAUCAUCAUGGGCAGACAUUUUGAAAACAUGAAAGAUGACGCCAUUGUUUGCAACAUUGGCCACUUCGACUGUGAGAUUGAUGUGAAAUGGCUCAAUGACAAUGCUGCAGAAAAGGUCAACAUUAAACCUCAGGUGGACCGCUACCGUUUGAAGAAUGGGCGUCACAUCAUCGUGCUGGCUGAGGGUAGGCUGGUCAACCUGGGAUGUGCCAUGGGCCACCCCAGCUUUGUCAUGAGCAACUCGUUCACCAACCAGGUGCUCGCUCAGAUAGAGCUGUGGACCAACACCAGCAAGUACCCCCUGGGAGUAUACUUCCUUCCUAAAAAGCUGGAUGAGGAAGUAGCUGCUGCCCAUCUGGACAAGCUGGGAGUGAAGCUGACGAAGCUGACCGACAAGCAGGCCAAAUACCUGGGAUUGCCACGAGAGGGCCCCUUCAAGCCUGACCACUACCGCUACUGAGGGAUCUCUGAGGGACUAAACCAACCAGUUAACUAGGGUGGAGAUUCCAGGAGAGUGGGGUGGGGUUGACAUAUUCUCCUGUGCGUUGAGAUAGUGAAAAAUCAUUGCAUCUUCCCAGAUCCAGCGUAUUUUAUUGUACUAUUGGAACUAUAUUUUGUUAUUUUGCAUAUCCUUGAAUCGCAAAUAAAUGUGGUUGACUGAUUGGUAAGGAGGAAGCCAGCUUUUACAGCCCCUAAUUUCAACACAUUCUAAAUUCAUAUGUUUUUGAGGGGGGUGGAAUUAUGCCCUUAUUGAUUUUGCUUUUAGACUCAGUCCCCAGCCUUGUCUUUUAGGAGUAAAUUCUGUGAACUCUGUGCUAUUAAAUACUGUAGAUGGUCUCGGUGAGAGGACUUGUUCAAUUAAGCAGAUUUUCUUCAUUGCAAUUACAAAGCUUUGAACCAAUGAAAGAUUUUUAAUAACCUUGUGUAUCAGUUCAUUCAGGUACAAGGGAGAUUCAUGUUCAAGAAUUGCUGCAUUUGCUUCUCUUUACAUGAGCUCCUUGUUUCCCAAUUUGUGUUGUACUUAGCUGUGCUAAGACAAAGGCACAGAUGAACUUGCUCCUAGUUCCUGAUGGUGUUGUCCUUUUCCACGCACCUGGCAAAUUGUUAGUCAGAACUGAAUGAUACUUAAAAAAAAAAAAAAAAGUUUUCCUUUAACACUGAUUUACAGUAAUUACUGUGAGUGAGACAACGAAGAAAUAAUAUUGGCUGUUGUGUUCCUGGGUCCACUUGAAAUGCACAUUGUGUCUGUUGUAUUACCAGUCUAUACUUGGUGCUGCUUCUUUUCAUUUGGUUUUUAAUAUGGCUUUUAAUAUCUUUUCUUAUGCAAAGAUGAGUUUUACAUCAGUGGUUUGGUAAGUGGUCAUUGAAGCAAAUUUUAAAUUUUUCCAUUCAGAUGAAUUCACUGCUGUACAUAAAACAUCUUCCUCAAGUGCUUGGCCAAAGAGAAAUAUACAUAGUAAAUGUAUCCCUUCUUCAGUUUCUUAAAUUAUUAUAUCUUGAAUACACCAAAUGUCUGCUUUUGGUCCUACGAUUAUGCCAAGAUAUUUAAGAUGAAUUGCCAGUGCUAAACUAAAUUACAGCUAAAAGUUAAUGCAAAAUUAUUGAUGGUUUACAGUCACAAUAAGGUUCAUGUUUGAAACCAAACUACUUUCUGACAUGAGUUAGAACCUAAGAGCCAGAGUGGGGUUGGGUGGGGGGUGGCUGAGUCAUGAUAACUCCUGGCACAAAUGAAUUUACAUUUCUAAACGUUACAAAGUGUGCCAUAUGAGCAAUUUUUAAUUGCUCUGCUUUGAUUAAACCUUUACGUAUUUGGCAGGUAUCUAAACACAAAGUUAGACUUUUGUGGUUUUUUUCCAGCAUACUUCUGGAAAAUGAUUUAGAGUUUACAGUGUACUGGGUUGAUACCAGCGUAAGAACUGAUUCCUCUGACCUUUGGGGGUGGGGUGAGGUAUAAUUUUAGAGCAAUGGUCACAUCCUUUCUUAUAUGUGGCUGUAAACAAUAUGCAGCAGUGACUCUUGUGCAUGUUGGCAACUAUAUUCAAAUAAAAAUUGGAACAAUGUGGCAGACAUGGAUUAA
Scleropages formosus (Asian bonytongue) is the source of this 3043-nucleotide messenger RNA. It is a transcript of the gene ahcy, whose product is annotated as adenosylhomocysteinase. Lineage: Eukaryota; Metazoa; Chordata; Actinopteri; Osteoglossiformes; Osteoglossidae. The coding region runs from base 125 to 1426 and encodes 433 amino acids. The transcript has 10 exons. Gene Ontology annotation, cellular component: cytosol. Gene Ontology annotation, molecular function: adenosylhomocysteinase activity. Gene Ontology annotation, biological process: L-methionine cycle. The record is from RefSeq and is a predicted model, not a curated record.